CGGGAAAUGAUGAGAGAAAGAGCUGCAGAGAGAAGCUGAGAGACUUUAAGUCUGAGCAAACUUUUAAAAAACACUUUAUGGAAAAGUAUUAAAUACCGUUAUCAACCGGAAGUUUGUGCGAGUGUUGGAUGUUAACAUGGAGGACGGAGGAGUCGGUGACGGACCGAGCCUCGGAACAGAACCGAGCCUCUGGACGGGUCUCUGGUCACGUCGCUGCCUCUCGGAAGAGGUUUUGGAAAAAAACUGCUGGAUCUCUUUUCCGUGGUUCGGUGAAACACUCCCUGAAGUUUAUCACCACUGUAUCUUCUGGACUCCCAGACUUCCCGGAGUACUUUGCAGCUGCAGUGGUUGAUGAAAAUCUGGUGGGCUCCUGUGACGGCAGCAAAAAGAAAAUUGAUCCAAAACAGGACUGGGUGGAAAAAGUAUUGGAAGAUGAUCCGAACCACUUUGAGUAUUACAGUGCAACAUGUUUUGAGGAGGUGCCAACUUUGUUCAAAGCCACAAUCAAUAGUUUGAAACAGCGCUUCAACCACAGUGGAGGUGUUCACAUUUUACAGAGGAUGAGUGGCUGUGAGUGGGAUGAUGAGACUGGAGAGGUUGUUGGUUUUAAUCAUUUUGGUUAUGAUGGAGAAGAUUUCAUAUCAAUUGACCUGAAGAGAGAGAUAUGGAUCGCUCCAAAACAACAGGCUUUCACCACCAAACUGAAAUGGGAUGCUGACAAAGCUAGAAUGAAAUAUAAUCAGAAUUACCUCACAGUGAUUUUCCCUGAGUGGCUGAAGAAGUAUUUGGCCUAUGGGAGGAGCUCUCUGCUGAGAACAGAGCUUCCCUCAGUGUCUCUCCUCCAGAAGACUCCCUCCUCUCCAGUCAGCUGCCUCGCUACAGGUUUCUACCCUCACAGAGCCUCACUCGUCUGGAGGAAAGAUGGAGAGGAGCUUCAUGAGGAGGUGGACCACGGAGAGAUCCUCCCCAACCACGAUGGAACCUUCCAGAUGAGUGUUCACCUGAACCUUUCAUCAGUCACACCUGAAGACUGGACCAGGUACGACUGUGUGUUUCAGCUCUCUGGUGUGAAGGAGGGAAUCAUCACCAGACUGGAGAAAGAUCGGAUCAGAACCAACUGGGAGGAGCCCAGUGAACACACCAUCCUGAUUAUUGUCAUGGUGGUUCUUAUUGCUGUCGUCCUGAUCGCUGUUAUUGGAUUUAUUGUUUCCAAGAAGAAGAAAGCUCAGUCCAGUACUUCCUCUACCGGUGAACGUGGCUCUGAAGAAGAAAAGAAAGGGAUGAAAGAGGACGAAGCAGGAACCAGCAACUAACUAUAUACAGCUGCCGUCAACAGACUGAAUCCAGAAACACGACUGACAAACACACCGUCCUGCUCACAGAGACGUCAUGAGGAACAACAGAUACAACGACAAGAAAACUAAAGUAUUCACUCCUCUGCAGCUGCUUUAAUUCAGUUUAAAGCACAUUUAAUUUUCUGGUGUUCAAAUCAUAAAUAACAAAAAACAAAACAAACGUUGACUCAGAAUAAUCCAAAUACUUUGUUACUGGUGUUUUGGUAACUUCUUAAUAUAAAAAUGAUGUAUUGUAUAUUUAUUGAAUCUGUGACAGCAGCUUGUGUUGAAAUCACACACAAGUAUGUUAAACCUGGUUUAUGAUGAGGACAAAUCAUUUCUAUGCAAUAUCUUUUUUUAAGAUUUACAAUAUUUUAAGUUACUUCAUGGUGUCUUUUUUCUUCAAACUCUCAGUGCAUCAGUACAAUAUUCUUUUAAAUUUGGCUACAGAAACAUCAGAAUUGGAAAAUUAUUAUUUUGAUUAACUGCAAGAAGCUGAAAGCAAAUUUACAUUUUCUGUUUCUUCUGUGUUGAAUUUCUGUAAAUACUGAAUGCAUGUAAAGUCUGAUUCACUUACACUCCUUCAUUUCUUUUGUACUGAUGUUUAUUUUUUUUUAAUAAAAAGCUCUUUAUGUAAAUACA
Acanthopagrus latus (yellowfin seabream) is the source of this 1976-nucleotide messenger RNA. RefSeq names its product major histocompatibility complex class I-related gene protein-like. Gene Ontology annotation, cellular component: external side of plasma membrane. Gene Ontology annotation, biological process: immune response. The transcript has 7 exons. The record is from RefSeq and is a predicted model, not a curated record. NCBI's taxonomy places the organism in Eukaryota, Metazoa, Chordata, Actinopteri, Spariformes, Sparidae. Bases 129 to 1313 code for a protein of 394 amino acids.